AUGUCGACCACUAUUGAUCUAAGUUCUUUCCCUACGGCUGCCCCGGCGGCGCCAUCAGCUGAGAUUCGCUUUGCGGAUGUUGCUGUCACAGCAACUGCGAAAGAGUUCAAGGGCAUAUACCGUGAUGAUAAGCAGUACCAUGAGCCUGAUUUCAUCAACACUCUUGACCGUGCCAAAGAUUCUGGUGUGAGCAAGGUCAUGCUGACGGGCAUGUCGCUCGCUGACGUCUCUCACAACGAGAGUAUCGUCAAGCAGCGUCCCGCGCAGUGCUAUCUCACCAUCGGAGUGCACCCCUACCACGCCUCCGAGCUGGAUGCCGGUGGCAAGGCGUAUCUUGACGAAUUGGAGCAGAAGGUUAAAAACGCCCUCGCACAGGAUACGCCGCAUAUUGCAGCUUUUGGUGAAUUAGGUCUUGAUUACGAUAAGGAGGAGCAUGCGUCCAAAGAUGUGCAGAAGAAAGCCUUCACGGCACAGCUGGAUCUCUUUGUUAAGAACCAAUGGGACCUCCCGCUCUUCCUGCACUGCCGCAACGCCUUUGACGACUUCGUCGAGAUGAUAACGCCCUACAUGGAGAAGCUCCCCCGCGGCGGUCUCGUGCACAGCUUCGUCGGCAGCGCCGCGCAGAUGGAGAAGCUAGUCUCCCUGGGCCUGGGCGUCAGCGUCAACGGCUUCAGCUUCCAGAACACGGAGAGUCUAGAGAUGGUGUCCAAGAUCCCGCUCGACGCGCUGCAGCUCGAGACGGAUGCGCCGUGGGGCGAGCUGAAGAGCACGUCCGAGGUGGUCAAGCGGUACUGCGGGAACGCGAGGGCGCUGCCGGCGUCGAAGAAACGGGAUAAGUGGGAUGGAAAGUGCAUGGUCAAAGAGAGGAAUGAGAGCUGCACGAUGGAGAGGGUUGCGUUGGUCGUGGCGGGGUUGAAGGGUGUUGGUGUUGAUGAGGUUGCCGAAGUGGCGUGGAAGAAUAGUGUGAGGAUGUUUGGACUUGGACGACGAUAG
Molecule: messenger RNA, 993 nt
Organism: Fusarium sp. VM40
Lineage: Eukaryota; Fungi; Ascomycota; Sordariomycetes; Hypocreales; Nectriaceae
Source: the annotation of a GenBank genome assembly